Molecule: messenger RNA, 3807 nt
Organism: Podarcis muralis (Common wall lizard)
Lineage: Eukaryota; Metazoa; Chordata; Lepidosauria; Squamata; Lacertidae
Gene: GRAMD4
Product: GRAM domain containing 4
Biological process (GO): negative regulation of toll-like receptor 9 signaling pathway; apoptotic process
Source: RefSeq, a predicted model, not a curated record
GCGGCGGGCCUGGCGGCCGGAGCAGGAGGCGAGGCGGGCGGGCACCUGCUGCUGCUGUCCCCGCCGAGGGGUCCGUGGCGCAGCGGGAGCCGGAGCAGCGGAGCCGGAGCCGAGAGCGCGGACCUGGCCGGAGCGGCAGCGUGAAUGAAAGUUUGGUCCGAAUUGCGCGCCGGGGACUCCAACCGUCAUGUUAAGAUAAAGCAGAAAGGAGCAGUGCUGAACAUGCUAAAGAGGUUAGACAAAAUAAGGUUCAGAGGUCACAAGAGAGAUGAGUUCCUCGAUUUAGCAGAGUCUCCUAAUGCUUCCGACACUGAAUGUGGAGAUGAAAUUCCUAUGAAAAUACCUCGUACGGCAGGCAAAGACAGCGAUGAAUUGAGAGACCCUGCUGGUCCUGGGACCAUCAACAUGGCUUCGGGAGUCCAGGAUUACAACAGAACGGAGUCGGAUAGAUUAAAUGAGAUCAAAGGCCAUCUGGAAAUUGCCUUACUGGAAAAACACUUUCUACAGGAGGAGCUCAGGAAGUUGCGAGAAGAAACGAAUGCUGAAACAUUGAAACAAGAGCUGGAAAAAGAACGUCUACGAAGGAUAGAACUGGAGCAAAAAGUCAAUGAAAUACUUAAAACCAGAACAGAAGAGUCACCACCACCUCCGCCCCCAAAAGCACAGACACAAGCCAACGGAACAGAUAAACGCAGCAACAUGAUGUGUUCACGGGUUCAAAAGUGGGUCUAUGACAAAUUUGGGGAAUAUAUUGAAGACUUCAGGUUUCAGCCCGAAGAAAACACAGUUGAAACAGAAGAACCACUUAGUGCUAGAAGGCUCACAGAAAAUAUGAGACGAUUAAAGAGAGGUGCCAAACCCGUCACAAAUUUUGUGAAGAAUCUUUCUGCCUUAUCAGACUGGUAUUCUAUCUAUACUUCUGCUAUUGCCUUUAUUAUCUACAUGAAUGCUGUAUGGCAUGGCUGGGCCAUUCCUAUGUUCUUAUUUUUAGCAAUUUUGAGGUUAUCCCUAAAUUACCUCAUAGCCAGAGGGUGGAGAAUACAGUGGAGUAUUGUGCCUGAAGUUUCUGAGCCCAUUGAACCUCCAAAGGAAGAUCUAACAGUGUCAGAAAAAUUCCAGCUCGUUCUGGACGUGGCACAAAAAGCACAGAAUUUGUUUGGCAAAAUGUCAGACAUACUGGAAAAAAUCAAAAACUUGUUUAUGUGGGUGCAGCCUGAAGUUACGCAAAAGUUGUACAUUGCUCUGUGGGCGGCGUUUAUAGCAUCGUGCUGUAUUCCAUACAGGAUCAUCGGCCUUUCAAUGGGACUUUAUGCAGGAAUCAAAUUUUUCCUUAUCGACUUUGUCUUCAAGCGGUGCCCGAGGCUACGAGCAAAGUACGAUACCCCUUAUAUCAUAUGGUUAAACUUGCCCACAGAUCCCCAGCUCAAAGAGAGAGCUAAUGCUACAGUAUCAAGACGGCUUCAAACGGCAACGUCGCGAAGUUGCGUGGGCUCCAGCGCCCCGACGGGAGUAAGCAGAGACGAAGACAGCAGCCGAUUUCACACCACCAAGAGAGGCAACUUCUAUGAAGUAUUUAAUCUGUCGGAAAACGAACGUCCUUUGUCAGUGUGUGAGAAUGGCUGGCGCUGCUGCUUAAUUAACAGAGACAGGAAGAUGCCCACAGACUACAUUAGAAAUGGAGUGCUUUACGUCACAGAAAAUUAUUUGUGCUUUGAAAGUUCCAAAUCUGGUUCAUCUAAAAGAAAUAAAGUUAUAAAGUUGACAGAUAUUACAGAUAUUCAAAAGUACAAAGUGCUUUCCGUCCUUCCCGGAUCCGGAAUGGGGAUUGCGGUAUCAACGCCGUCUACGCAAAAACCUUUGGUGUUCGGUGCCAUGGUACACAGAGACGAAGCUUUCGAGACAAUUUUCAACCAGUAUAUCAAGAUAACUUCUGCAGCAUCCACCAGCGAAAGCUAGUAGAUCACUGUGGGUUCUCCUGGGGAGACUUCUAUUAAUUUUACUCACUCGGUAGUGAAUAAAAAGGUGGAACAUCCUUCAUCGGUUCUGCAAUAAUUUUCUUUGAUGCAUAUGUCUUACGUUACACACAAGUGUAUUUUAUAUACGCCUUCCAUGUCUUUGUUUUUUAAAAAAAAGCUUUUGUAAAAAACAGAAAAAUAAAAAACACGGCGAAAGUGCUAUCAUCACUAUUAGCCUUUGCACAUCAAGCACUUUUAAUGUUUAUUUUACGGACAUUAAAAAAAGCUUAGGAAGAUCCUUGGCAAAGCUAGCUCGAGGGGCAGGCCAUAGAAGCUGGCUUGCGCUACCCCGAAAUCCCAGGGCGCGUGAUGGUACAAUCUCUGCAACGGGUUCUGCGUGCAGUCCAAUUAUUGUCGAUUUCAGUAAUGCCACGUAACUGGGUGCAGAAUGGGAGCCUGACUUUGCAAAACGUAUUAACUGCGUGUUUUUGGGAGCCCUGAUAAACGAAUUCUGGAGAGCUUUUGAUAAAUAUAAAUAUUAUUAUUCGAGCAUAUGGAAUACCUGUAGUUAUAUGUCUGAGCAAACUUUCUUGCUAAGACGCCUGUACCUUAUCAAAGAAUUCCCAUCUUCUGGAGUCCUUUGUGCUGAGAAAUAAUAAUAAUGUCUCACAGUGAAAGUUGGUCUGCUCUUUCAUCCCCUGAUAAGAUAAACCAGAGGAAGCCACUGUUUUCAAAAAGAAGGCACCUUUUAGUAAAACUUGUCAUUUUUGUGGUCUCCAUUUUUAGGAACUUCACUUCCCUCACUCCACCAAGAAUAAAUUGGCAUUGUGCUGCCUUUACAGUUUCACUGAUUUUCUACUUUCUUCUUUUAAAACGUUUGUUCUAAUGAGGCGGCUUUUCUAAGUUGUGAAAAUUGGUUUCCUGUAGUACAGGCUCACUCUAUGAGUGCAGGUUUGCUCAUCAAAUUCACACAGCAGAAUGUUUGGUCUCCCCUCUCCUCAAUUUAGUAGUAUAUUUGGGAGUGUGAGGGUGGUGUUUUUCUCCCUUAUGCACAAACAUGCCAAUUUAUUUUCCGUUGCUGAUCGUUCUUGCCUCUUGCAGGCUUCCUCUCUGCUUUGUAAUUCAAUAACGCUUCGUACGCGGAAGGCUUUAAUCGAGAAGAACUAGGAAUGGACUCCCGAUUUUUCAAGCGCUAACUCCAUGUUAUGUGCAAAUGCAUAUAUAUAUAAUGGAUUACCAGUGGACCAAUUUUGUUACUUUUAAACAAGCAGCUUCAGGGGAUUGGAGAUUGUGAGCAGAGAAGUAAUUUGGGAUCUUUAACCCUUUCUGCACUCUCAUUUUCCAUCUCAUGAUCAUUUCCUCCACUGCUUACCCUGUGAGCUCCCAAGUCCUUCAUCGGCAAAGGGCAAAACCGCAACUGGAACCCCAGUGGGAGGGAAAGGGUGAAGCAGUUCAAUUGGGGAAAGGAUUAAGCACAUACACCUCCACUUGCUCCAUCCUAAAACUUGUAUUCAUUUUUCUUUUUAAAAAGGCAAUAGGGGCUCUGGUUAUUAAUAGGGUACACUUGACGCAGGAAAACGAGCUUCUGUGGACUUCAGGCUUCGUUAGGGUAGAAAACUGCUUUCUCCACAUUGUUUUAGAAGGAGUAAAUUUGCAAGGGAAAUAGCAGUGGCAGGAUUUAGCAAAACACACUUUUCUUCGACUGCGAAACUCCUCCUCUUCUCAAAGGGACUUAAGCAGACUUGGAAGUUUAGUUUGGUCUUGAAUCCGAUAUGUCAAUGCAAGACUCACAGUAUUCCAGUUUCACCAAGAGCAAUGUUGUAAGUUUCUCGGCCCAACACAACUUCAUUUU